UGCAACGAGAACUUUAACCAGCACUUGGCCUUUUUGAAGUCAUCGUAUACGUCAUCGGCCUCCCUUUGGAGCUUAUAACUAAUCGCACAUUAUAAAGUCAAACGAAGUCCUCAAACUCUCUUGUAUGCUUGGAGCUUGAGAUAGAUCGACCGAGAGAUCCCAGCGGAAAUAGAAGAUUUCCUGAUACCAUCGAUCCUUCUUCUCCAAUGGCUGCGAAUUUCGUCAUUCCGACCAAAAUGAAGGCUUGGGUGUACCGUGAGCACGGAAACGUCGCCGACGUAUUGGGAUUGGACCCGGAACUCAAGGUCCCUGAAUUGCAAGAAGGCCAAGUGCUGGUUAAAGUUCUUGCCGCAGCGCUCAAUCCAGUCGACGCCGCGAGAAUGAAGGGGGUUAUCAAGCUCCCGGGCUUUUCUCUACCGGCCGUGCCAGGUUACGAUCUCGCCGGCGUUGUGGUGAAGGUGGGCCGCGAAGUGAAGGAGCUCAAGGUCGGGGACGAGGUAUAUGGAUUUAUGUUUCACGCCAAGAAAGACGGGACGCUGGCUGAGUACGCAGCCGUGGAAGAGUCGUUCUUGGCUUUGAAGCCCAAGAAGCUGCGUUUCGGGGAGGCUGCUUCUCUGCCGGUGGUCAUUCAGACCGCCUAUGGAGGCCUUGAGAGAGCUGGCCUCUCUCAUGGCAAGUCCCUCCUCGUCUUAGGUGGUGCUGGUGGCGUCGGCACACUCAUAAUACAGCUAGCUAAGGAAGUUUUUGGUGCAUCAAGAGUAGCAGCUACAUCCAGCACUGGGAAGCUAGAGUUGUUGAAGAGCUUGGGUGCUGAUCUGGCCAUUGACUACACCAAAGUCAACUUUGAAGACCUCCCAGAAAAGUUUGAUGUUGUCUACGAUACAGUUGGGGAAAUUGAGCGGGCAGCGAAGGCUGUGAAGCCAGGAGGGAGCAUCGUGACGAUCGUAAAACAAAACAAGACAUUACCCCCGCCUGCUUUCUUUUUUGCAGUAACUUCGAACCGUUCGACCUUGGAGAAGUUGAAGCCCUUCUUGGAGAGCGGGAAGGUGAAGCCGGUGAUCGACCCCAAGAACCCGUUCCCAUUUUCGCAAGUCAUUGAGGCCUUCUCGUAUCUUCAAACCCGCCGGGCAACUGGAAAACUCGUGAUUCACCCCGUCCCAUGAUACACAAACGAGAAAGAAAUAAAGCGUCCACAUGGAUCUGCCUUAAUCACGAGUCCUUAAUUAGUAGUCGGUGGUGCUUGUUGUUUGUCUCCGUACAUUCAGCUUCUCUUUGCAUAGUAGUUUCUACAUAGUGCGUGUAGAGAAGCAAGUGGAUGUACAAAUAAAAUAAUUACAUUUUCUAUAAACAAUAUUACAAACUCUUUA
Molecule: messenger RNA, 1367 nt
Organism: Eucalyptus grandis
Lineage: Eukaryota; Viridiplantae; Streptophyta; Magnoliopsida; Myrtales; Myrtaceae
Product: 2-methylene-furan-3-one reductase-like
Exons: 4
Coding region: 207-1163 (318 amino acids)
Molecular function (GO): oxidoreductase activity, acting on the CH-CH group of donors, NAD or NADP as acceptor; zinc ion binding
Source: RefSeq, a predicted model, not a curated record